Botrytis byssoidea is the source of this 1733-nucleotide messenger RNA. RefSeq lists its product as uncharacterized. The record is from RefSeq and is a predicted model, not a curated record. The coding region runs from base 222 to 923 and encodes 233 amino acids. The transcript is spliced from 3 exons. NCBI's taxonomy places the organism in Eukaryota, Fungi, Ascomycota, Leotiomycetes, Helotiales, Sclerotiniaceae.
GUUUACUGUAUUGUGUUGUAUGUAUGAAUACAAGAAGGUGAAGAGUUUGACGUUUCUCUCUUUUUUUCUUUUCCUUCUUUUCUCUUUCUCUUUCUCUUUUUUAUAUAUAUUCAAUUUCUGCGGUAUAUUGUCGAGUCGUUUUUUAUUUUCUGACUUUGUGUUUGCUUGUUUGUUUUUCGUGAAGAUAUAUACAUCGAUAUAUACAUAUAUAUUUAUAUAUAAUGCCGACCCCAAAUACCAUCAGUGCCGAUGUGGCACCAAAAUUCUACGAUAGUAUUAGUGAGAAAUAUGAGAAGUAUUAUCCGCAAGAUCAGGGAUUGUUGGAUUUUAUUAAGGAGAGUUUGGAGUUGCUGCCGGGGGAUGCGAAGGUCCUAGACAUCGGAUGCGGAACCGGCAUUCCCACCUCUCUCGCCGUCACCAACUCCGGUCGCACACUCCACGGUAUCGAUAUCUCACCCAAGAUGCUCGAGCGCUCGCGCCACAAUGUUCCGCGGGGAACCUUCGACCUCGUGAGUAUGUUGGACUUUACACCGAGAGAGGGUGUGCAAUACGAUGGCAUGUUUAUUGUUCUGUCCAUGUUUCAUUUUACGAGAGAGGAGAUGGAGAAAGCGAUUGCGAGGUGGAGGGAUUGGGUGAAGGGGGACGGGGAGGGGUAUAUCUUUAUUGGGACCAUUGCGGCGGAGGAUGCGCUGAGGUUUGAGGAGGGGAUGCUUUCGGAUGAUAAGCGCUACGCGGAAAAUGUCCCGGGAAAAUUCAUGGGGGACGUGAAUACGAAUUUCCUGUACACUCAAUUGGGGUGGCAGGAUGUGUUGGCGGAGAACGGAUUUGAGAUUGUGAGGGAGAAGAAGGCGGUUUUUGAACCGGUGGAAGAGGCGGAGUGUGAUAGGGAAGUACAUCUUUUUAUUACGGCGAGGAGGGUGUAGAGGUGGGGAUGAGGAGUAGGAAUGGGAUGUGAAAGCAUGACAUUUCUCGGAGAAAUGAAUGAUAGGGAUGAUGGGAUGGUGGGUGGGUGCUAGCGUUGUGGAAAGCGUAUACUCAAAUACAGAUUGCGUCAACUAGGCUGCUCUUAUAUCCUUCAGAUAUCUUGGGGGCUAGAUUUACGACAAGUCGCUACGAUUCUUCACAUUCCCUCAACAUCAAGACGCCGAGUUUUCAACACAGUUUCUUCAUUAAUGUGAGAGAAGUAAUUCCUUAAUUUGAUAAGAGACUUUCCAAAGACGAAACACUUCCUCGUAAAAUCAUCCUUUGCCACCCCAGAACCAGCAAGCUGGAAUUCCCCUCUCAUGAAUUUUUAGUAAACAGUCGCGCCAUGAUCAUGCUGCCACCAUUUUUUCUUAGAAUACUAUGGGUAUACAUUUCUCACCAUCUUCUCUUCCCUUUCGCAGAGGGAAACGCAAAUCGGGGUUCAGUGAUGUGGCGACUCGGUAGAUGUUGUGUAUAUUCCUUGCUUGUCUCUCCGCCGUUUUGGUUUAUGGAGUCUUGUUUUUUUCUCGAACUUUAGAGGUUAGAGUUAAUUGGGUUUAUCGGUUGCGAGUCCGAACUCCACAUCCACAUGUAUUUUCCAGGAGGGUGGGCGUCCGCAUCUUCCUGUAUAUUUAGAGGAGCGCCCACCCCUUAUAUGUAAGCUUGGUCAUGGUAUUUGAACUCUAUAGUCUGCUAUUAGUAAACAUGCGUAAAUUUGUAGCGAAGGACGCUUGUUGACAUGGUGGGAAAAGAAGGAUAUAGUGAGUACC